Molecule: messenger RNA, 1732 nt
Organism: Alnus glutinosa
Lineage: Eukaryota; Viridiplantae; Streptophyta; Magnoliopsida; Fagales; Betulaceae
Product: class V chitinase-like
Exons: 2
Coding region: 74-1519 (481 amino acids)
Biological process (GO): chitin catabolic process; carbohydrate metabolic process
Cellular component (GO): extracellular region
Molecular function (GO): chitin binding; chitinase activity
Source: RefSeq, a predicted model, not a curated record
UUCUCAAAGCUAGCUCCAAGCAAUAGCUCAUAUUAUUCUCAUAGCUAUAGCAAGCAAGAGUCUACUGUCUCGCAUGGCUUCCUCUGAUACUGGUAACAUUACCGAAGUGAAAGCCGGAUACUGGUAUUGCGACAGUCAAUCCCCAACCCCGGUGGCCGACAUACCUUCCGAGCUUUUCACCCAUCUUUUUGCUGCCUUUGCGGAUGUCAAACUCAUUGGCAACGACUGUAAAGUCACCUUUCCUGAAGCAUAUGAGGUGCAGUUCUCAACCUUCACCCUAACCGUGCAAAAAAAGAACCCUUUAGUUCAAACCCUUUUAUCCAUCGGUGGAGGAGCCUCUACCUUUGCUUCCAUGGCUAGCCAGGUCAAUACCCGUCAAUCAUUCAUACAUUCCUCAAUAAAUCUAGCCAGGUCUAACGACUUCCAUGGCCUUAGCCUCCACUGGCAGUACCCCUCCACGGAGGAAGAAAGGACCAACCUUGGCUCACUCCUCAAUGAAUGGCGAGCUGAGGUGGACCUAGAGUCCAAGUUGACAGGCAAUGACCCGCUGCUUCUAGUCGCAGCGGUCUAUUACAGGCCACAAAUACAUGAGGACUCGUUCAAUUAUCCCGUUGCUGAAAUUGCAAGCAGCUUGGACUGGAUCAACCUAGUGGCGUAUGACUUCUAUAACCCCGUUCUCUCAGGGAAUAAUACUGGACCUUUUGCUGCAUUGCACAAUGGACAUAUCCACGAAGAAGAUCCACGUUGUGCGGAUCCCGGCGUCAGAGCUUGGAUUCAUCAUGGAGUGCCCGCCAACAAAAUAGUCUUCGGCCUUCCAUUUUAUGGGGCCGCGUGGCGUCUAAAAGAUGAUACACAGAGAGGAAUAUUUGCGGCGGCUGAUGGAGCGGCUGAUGGAGCGGCUGCUGGAGUAUAUAUUAAUCCCUCAGAUGGGACCAUACUUUAUAACCAAAUCAAGUAUUUCAUAGAGACACACCCCGGUAGCGACCCGGUACACCAUGACGACUAUGUUGUAGACAUUUUCAGUGCUGAGAAUACUUGGAUUGCUUAUAAUGAUACCCAGAGUAUCACUGCUAAGGUUAAAUAUGCUAAGGAAAAUGCAUUGCUCGGCUACUAUGCAUGGCAUGUGGGCGGCGACAGACAGGGGACCCUUUCUCAAGCAGCUUCUGAAGUAUGGAAUCGGGUUGCACUUGCCACCGAUGGCACCGACACUGGCGGCGCCGGCACGGGUGGCGCUGGCACCGGAGGCGCCGGUACCGGUGGUGCCCUCACCUUCGGCAACGUCACCGUCACCGGCGGCGCUGGCGACGGCAACGUCACCGUCACUGUCACCGCCGGCAACAUCAAUGUUGGCAGUGUCACCGGUGGAACUGGCACCGGCGGCACCGGCACUGGUGGCACUGGCACCGGCGGCACGGGCACCGGCACAGGGACCGGGAUCGGAAUGGCACCAAGACCAGCACCAAUAGUGCGUAGUAUUAAUAGUUUGUUAAGCUGCCGUCAUCAACAAAAAGGCAACUAAUCAGAUAUGUCAUGUUUAGAAGCUUGUAUUACCCACAAUAACGCCAAUUAUCAGGUGUGUUAUAAGGUCAAUAAUCAGACGUGCGUGUAUUUGUAACAUAGAAGCUUGUGUUAUGAACAAUAAGGCCUGUAAUCCAAUAUAUGUCCCGUUAAAAAGCUUGUAUUAUCUACGAUAAGGCCAAUUAUCAAAUAUGGUGUGUUGUAAAGCCAAUAA